ACGCAUCUCCAGAAGUGCUAAUUUGAAUUCUGUAUGUGGCUGUCGCUGAGCCCAUGGCAUCACCUUCCGCCGUUCUUUUAACUUUUUUUAAGCCCUAAACACUCCCUCUGCUUUCUUUUUCAUCCUUACCUCGCUAUUGUGCUUCUUAAUUAAGGUUUUGAAAGCAUUUUCUCUAGCUUUGAAGAGAAAUGGAGCGAAAUCAUCUCAACGGUCGAUUUUCACCCUCCUCUCUCGCCGAUCGCGGCUGGACCGCUAGAUCCGUCACUCCGCCUCUGCAACCCAACUACAGUAGCCGAGCUGUUCAAGAAGCUUUGGAACACUUGGCAUCUGUUGAUUUAAUUGAGUUGUGCAGUGAAGCAAAAGUCGAGCGCUGUCGGGCAACUAGAGAUUUGAGAAGCUGUGGACGCUAUGUACAGUAUGCAUUGGUCUCAUGUGGGCAUUCUUCCUUAUGUUCGGAAUGUAGUCAGCGGUGUGAUCUUUGCCCAAUUUGUAGAAUCCCUAUCGCAAAAAGCAACAAUAGGCUCCGUCAUCGCCUUUACUAUGAGUGCAUAGAGGCUGGCCUUAUUUCUAAAAAAUGCGAUGAAAGAUUUCAGGAGAAAGAAGAUGGGGACAAUCAAUCGACUGUUGAUGUCCAGCGUCUUUAUUCUUUAUUUGAUGUUGCUAUGGAAAAUAACUUGGUUUCUUUAAUUUGCCACUACGUUACAGAUAUUUGUAUGGAUGAAAGUGCUGUGUCUAGUGAUCCUGUCAUUGCUUUCUUAUUGGAUGAAGUUGUCGUGAAGGAUUGGUGCAAGCGGACCUUCGGAAACAUUGUAUUAGAACUUCAAGGGAUAUAUAAUCUUGAAGCAGAAGAAAUGAAAACUAGGUUGAAUUUUCUUGUGAAGCCUUCUGUGCAACUGGCUGGAUUAUUGAAUGUGCUUGAAGUUUUGGAGUCAUCAUUUAAGGGUAAUCUUUCAGCACAGCUUCAUGACUUGCAGGUCCUUCAAGAAAGCAUUUUAAAGACGAAGCAGCAUAUGGAGAUUAUGAAAUGGUGUAUCAGACACCAAUUUUUGGAGAAUCUGAAGUGUUGUCAUGGUACUUUUACAUCAUGGUGUUCUGUUGUCCGUGAAAGGAAAUCAGCUGCAAUUAUGCGUUCAUGGCCUGAUGCAUUAAAUCAAUCUGCUGAGUCCAAUAUGCAGACUGGUUCCUUGUUCAUCGAAGAUGCUUUAGCAAAUCUUGAGAUAGAGCAAGGAUAUGUACAGGAAAUGGGAGAUGAAUUACAACUAGCAUCUUUACAGAAGGAUCGUGGAUCAUUUUUUAGGUCUAAGGUAGAGGGGGUUACAGGUUGCUAUCCAUUUGAAAGUCUUCGAGCUGCUGUUGAUGUUCUCUUUAUACAUGGAAGUUCUGAUUUAGUAGUUGCAAAACAAGCGAUUCUACUUUAUUACAUUUUUGAUUGGCAUUGGACAAUGCUGGAUGGAACUUGGAGGCACAUUGUAGAUGACUUUGCAGCUACUUUUGGUAUAACCAGGGAUGCAUUACUUGAAUCGCUUGUCUUUUAUCUUCUAGAUGAUCACACAGAUGAAGCUCUAAAGGAAGCUUGUCACCUUCUUCCUGAGAUCUCAAGCCCAUCAAUUCAUCCUAAGAUUGCUCAAGUGCUAUUAGAAAGAGAAGCACCAGAAACGGCUCUGAUGGUCUUGCGGUGGUCUGGGCGUGAUGGAUCUCAGAUGGUUUCACUUAGUGAGGCUGUUACUGCAGUUCGGGUGAGGGUUGAGUGUGGACUUCUGACUGAAGCUUUUAUGCAUCAGAGGAUGCUCUGUACCAAAGUCAGGGAAAAGAAGUGGAAAGAUGAACUAACCGAGGAUGCUUCUGAUGAUUUGAAACGUGAAUGUAGGACUUGGGAGGACUGGGUGAAGGUACUGGUGACUGAAAUUUGUUGUCUUUGCAUCAAGAGCAAAUUGGUAGACCGGAUGAUAGAAUUUCCUUGGAAUUUGGAUGAAGAGAAAUAUGUCCAUAAAUGUCUUUUAGAUUGUGCAAUCGAUGACCCUUCAACAACCACUGGAAGUCUUCUUGUUGUAUUUUAUCUUCAGCGCUACAGAUAUGCCGAGGCAUGCCAAGUUGAUCUCAAACUUCAGGGUGUGGAGCAGGAUUUCGUUUCAAAUAAUUCUGUCAGUGAAGAAGUUUUGUCUAAAAUGAGAUCAGCUAGUGAUUGGAGAACAGGGCUUGUUGCUAAAUCCAUUGAAUUGCUACCACAAGUCCAACAGCAGCAAGCAAAGACUGGAAAAAUGGUGUCUGAGAUUUAUAAUAUUUCUGGUGAACAAGUUAAAACACCUGCGAAGUCUGAUAGUCCAAUGGUACAAAAGCCAAAGUCAAUCAAUUUGUUGAUUCCCCAAUAUGCUGAUUCUUCUCUUGUUCUGAAGUCAAAUCAUGGAAUUCCAUUUAAAUCAUCAGUCCUUAAAACUCCAACACCACUUGAUGGAUCCAUCAACAAAUCUCACUUUGAACCUGGUAACUAUGGCUCUCCAUCAAUUCUCCAAGCAAGGUUAUUCACAAAUGCCAGAAAAGGACCGAAGCCACAAGUUAGCAAUCACAAGAAUGUUAAAUAUGAUGGAACCCCAACUCCUGGAAUUCCUUGGGUUAGUCCUAUGAGUGCUACACCAUUAAAGGAUAUCAGCAGAACUUCAUUGGGAGUGCUUCCUGACAAUGACCUGCAUCAUGGUCAGUUUGAUAGCGACUUACCAGAAAUGGAACAAAAUGGGUUCGCUGAGCAACUCCAAAGUAGAGGUCCCCUUUAUUCCCACAAGGUUACAGCUAAUGUAAUUGCUAUGUCUGGUGGCCAUUGCGGGUUUCCUAGUGAUUCUGCACAGGUGUCUGGUAAAAGGAUCCAUCCUGAAAGAUCAGAUGAUGGACUUCGGAGAAUGACUUAUGGAGAUGAUGCAAUAGAUAUUGGUUCGAGUGGUAGAGAAAAGGGGUUCACUGCUGAUGAUGGAAUUGUGAAUGGUGGGCCAAGAUGGAGGUCUGAUGAAUCUAGUGAUGAGGAAGAUGAGCAUAAUUUGGAGAGAGCUGUUAAAGGAGCUUCUUAUAGAACUCCCAGAAGAGGAAUUAGAAGAAGUAGGUUUGCUAGAAGAUGAAGAUUGCUGGUGUCCAUUUGACAAACUAUUGAUUUGUCUGAUCAACUGAAUAAAAAUGGGUGAGCUAGAAGCAACAUGAGUGAGCAGUGAAACAAAGCCAUAACUCUUUUUGUUUACUUGUUCCAUUAGAGUACAUAAUAUACUAUAUAUUGAUUCAUAGUUGCAAAAUGAGAAUCGUAUCAUCUCCAUUUCUUCUUGCUGAGCCGUUGAUCAAGUGUGGGUUCUUGGCAGGGCUGCAUUUUUGUUCGAUGUCAAGCAAUUCUGUUUCCGUACUGCUUUCUUCUUUCUCUUUGGUAGCUGUAGCUGCCAACAUUUUUGUAACUUGUAAUAUAUGCAUGAUCAAUUACCAAUAUUUUUGCUGCUUUGUCUGAUUGGCAUCAAUUCCUAUUAA
This is a messenger RNA of Hevea brasiliensis (rubber tree), 3495 nucleotides long. RefSeq names its product E3 ubiquitin-protein ligase HOS1. The record is from RefSeq and is a predicted model, not a curated record. Gene Ontology annotation, biological process: protein ubiquitination. The coding region runs from base 189 to 3104 and encodes 971 amino acids. NCBI's taxonomy places the organism in Eukaryota, Viridiplantae, Streptophyta, Magnoliopsida, Malpighiales, Euphorbiaceae. Gene Ontology annotation, molecular function: ubiquitin-protein transferase activity. The transcript is spliced from 10 exons.